This is a messenger RNA of Ailuropoda melanoleuca (giant panda), 3636 nucleotides long. RefSeq names its product zinc finger protein 30 (gene ZNF30). The transcript has 3 exons. Gene Ontology annotation, molecular function: RNA polymerase II cis-regulatory region sequence-specific DNA binding; DNA-binding transcription factor activity, RNA polymerase II-specific. The record is from RefSeq and is a predicted model, not a curated record. Gene Ontology annotation, biological process: regulation of transcription by RNA polymerase II. NCBI's taxonomy places the organism in Eukaryota, Metazoa, Chordata, Mammalia, Carnivora, Ursidae.
GAGCCUGAUGUGGGGCUCGAUCCCAUAACGCUGGGAUCACGCCCUGAGCCGAAGGCAGACGCUUAACCGCUGUGCCACCCAGGCGCCCCAUGACUGGUCUCAGUCUUAAUAUGAUGAGAUCACGUGCUCUGUGAGGCUUUUAGGGACACAUUAGGGCCAUAACUGUGAUGUGGAAACAUUGAUACCAUCAUUCUUGCCAGGUGAUGCCUAAGAGUGGCAGUAGGUCAAUUUUGUGGUAGAAUGGGACCGCUCAGACUUGGGUGACAUUCAUUUGAUUCUGAAUCAUCUUCAUCAUAAUCCACUAACUGAAAAACAGUGAGAAAGUGUUGAAUGAGGAAUGCUGCAUGACAAUAUGAGCUUGUUAUCAUAAUUGUAGAUUACCUGAAUUGGGGAAAUCAGAGACAUUUGGUCAAAUCUCAUGUAAAUCUAAAAUAAUGACUAAUUCUGAUAUAUAUUCAUGAGAGGUACUUUUAUGCCAUCAUGAAAAUUUUUUAUUAAUAUAAGGAAAAGUGUUUCUGGUAUGAUCUGACAUAACGAUCUUGAAGCUUGAGAAAUUAACAAAUUUGUGUAACAUCUAUUUUCUAAAAUAAGUAUUCUAUGCUUGAAAAAAAUGACUAUUUCUCUUAAAGGGAAAACAGUGUAGAGAUUAAUAUUUCUUGAGAAAUUAUUAGGGUAGGUACUGAGCAGGCAGUGUCUUUGUGUAUGCUGUUUUAUUUAACAGAGGAACUUGGCUUAUUUUACCAAUUUCUCAGCAGAUCUGGAGUACUGUGAUAUCCCACAACAUAAAGAAAAUUUUGACCGUAGCAACAGGGUUCUUCCAGAACAUGCAGAUAUUCUGAUUCAUUUGCUUCUUAUAUCAUAAGCUUCUAGCCUACUUGAUUGCUCUGUGAUGCUCCCUUGCUACGUUGAAUCUUAUUAUCUCCUCUUCUUUCAUCUUAAAACAUUUUUUUUUUAAAUUUCACCAGACAUAAUGUGGGUUUGCAGUUUCAGGGAUCAGUGACAUUCAGGGAUGUGGCCGUACCCUUCUCUCGGCAGAGUGGGAGAGUCUGAGUCCUGCUCAGAGGCAUUUGUACAGAGAUGUGAUGUUGGAGAACUAUAGUAACUUGGUCUCACUGGCUGGAUAUUCCUUUUCUAAACCACAUGUGGUUACUUUUUUGGAACAGUGGAAAGAGCCGUGGAUGACAGUGAGGAAAGAUCAAAGAAGACAAUACACAGAUUUUCAGUUGAAGGAUGAGACAGUCAGCACUAAAGAAAUGCCCACUAUUGAGAAAUGUACAUCUUUUGCUCUGCAUCAGAGAAUUCUUAAUAGAGAACAAUCAUGUGAAUGUCAGAAAUAUGGGAAGACUUUUUGUCAAGGCUCAAACCCUGUUCAACACGAGAGAACACAUUCUAAUGAAAAACCCUGCAAAUGUAAAGAAUGUGGGAAGAACUUUAGUAAUGGACAUAAACUCACCGUACGUCAGAGAUUUCAUAUGGGUGAGAAACCUUAUAAAUGUAAGGAAUGUGGGAAGGCCUUUACCACCUUUUCGUACCUUGUUCAACAUCAGAGAAUUCACACAGUUGAGAAACUCUAUGAAUGUGAAGAAUGUGGGAAGGCUUUUAUUAGAGGCUCAGCCUUUGUUAAACAUGGGAGAAUUCAUACUGGUGAAAAACCAUAUGAAUGUAAAGAAUGUGGGAAGAACUUUGGUAGUAGCCAUCAAUUUACUAUACGUCAGAGUAUUCAUACUGGUAAGAAACCAUAUGAAUGUGGGGAAUGUGGAAAAGCUUUUUAUAGUAGCUCAUAUCUUGUUCAACAUUAAAGAAUCCAUAAAGAUAAGAAACCCUAUGAAUGUAAGGAAUGUGGAAAAGCUUUUAUAGUGUAUGGAAAACUUCCUUGGCAUCAGAAUAUUCAUACUGGUGAAAAACCUUUUGUAUGUAAAGAAUGUGGGAAGGCCUUUAGUACCUUCUCAUACCUUGUUCAACAUCAGCGAAUUCACACUGGUGAAAAACCCUAUAAAUGUAAAGAAUGUGGGAAGGCUUUCAGUAGUAGCUCACCCCUGGUUAAACAUCAGAGAAUUCAUACUGGUGAGAAACCCUAUGAAUGCAGGGAAUGUGGGAAGACCUUUACUGUGUAUGGACAACUUACUCGACAUCAGAGUAUUCAUACUGGUGAGAAACCUUUUGAAUGUAAAGAAUGUGGGAAGACCUUUAGACUUAGUUCAUUUCUUAAUGCACAUCAGAGAAUUCAUGCAGGGGUAAAGCCCUACAAAUGCAAGGAAUGUGGGAAGGCCUUUAGUCGUGUCUCAUACCUUGUUCAGCAUAAAAGACUUCAUACAGGUGAGAAACCCUAUGAGUGUAAGGAGUGUGGCAAGGCCUUUAGUACUGGCUCAUACCUUGUUCAACACCAGAGGAUUCAUACUGGUGAGAAACCCUAUGAGUGUAAGGAAUGUGGAAAGGCUUUUAUUAGUUCCCAUCAACUUACUGUACAUCAAAGGGUUCACACGGGUGAGAAACCUUAUGAAUGUAAGGAAUGUGGGAAGGCCUUUAGAGUACAUGUACAUCUUACACAACAUCAGAAAAUUCACAUUGAUAUGAAACCCUAUAAAUGCAAGGAAUGUGGAAAAACUUUUAGUCGUGCCUCAUACCUUGUACAACCUGGAAGAGUUCAUACUGGUGAGAAACCCUAUGAGUGUAAGGAGUGUGGGAAGGCCUUCAGUUCUGUCUCUUACCUAGUUCAACAUCAGAGGAUUCAUACUGGUGAGAAACCUUAUGAAUGUAAGGAAUGUGGAAAGGCCUUUACUGUAUAUGGACAACUUAUUGGACAUCAGAGUGUUCAUACUGGUGAGAAACCCUUUGAAUGUAAGGAAUGUGGCAAGACCUUUAGACUUAAUUCAUUCCUUAGUGAACAUCAGAGCAUACACAGCGGCAAGAAACCCUUUAAAUGUAAAAAAUGCGGGAAGGCCUUUAGAUACAGUUCAGCCCUUAAAGUACAUCAGAGAAACCAUAUGUGUGUAAAACCCUAAGAAUUUAAAGAAUUUGGGAAGUCCAUUAUGUAUGGCUCAAACAUUGUUCAGCAUCAGAGAAUUUAUGCUAAUGAGAAACAUGGAUGUUAAAAAUCUUGGUAGGUCUUUAGAAAAUAUUCUCAGAGAAUUCAUAAUGGAAUUCAAAAAACAUAAGAAAGCCUUUAUUUGUCAUUCUUGUGUUUACAAUAUCUGAAUCCAAAUAUUCUGGAUUGGUGGCUAAUUCAAAAAAGGUAGGAAACAUUAAUACAGCAUUGAGAGCAUUAAAUUUUAUAUGACAUAUUCUAAUAUGGCUGAAUGAACUAGCGAAUAAAAAAACAUUCCAGUUACUCUUAAAUCAUUGCUGAACUUCAGAUAAUCUGUCCUGAUUUUUUAAAAGCAGGUAAUAUAUAUUGGAAAGCCUGCCAUAUCACAGAUGUCAAUUCUCAUCAUUGUCAUGCCACCACCUUCAACCUGUUUGACAUUAGACACCUUUUUAUUUCAAGACAUUGCUUUAAAAUGGUGGUGAUAGAACGUACAUACUUGUAAAAACCUAUGCGCAAUAUUUAUUAUUUCAUUAUUAGCAUUUUUGUUAACUGCUAGUGAAAUUUUGAGAGUAAGACCCUAUAGGAACGGUUAAUUUAGAAAUGCAGUCAUA